Molecule: messenger RNA, 3364 nt
Organism: Erinaceus europaeus (western European hedgehog)
Lineage: Eukaryota; Metazoa; Chordata; Mammalia; Eulipotyphla; Erinaceidae
Gene: NRDC
Product: nardilysin convertase
Exons: 32
Coding region: 1-3339 (1112 amino acids)
Biological process (GO): proteolysis
Molecular function (GO): metalloendopeptidase activity; metal ion binding
Source: RefSeq, a predicted model, not a curated record
AUGCGUUUAGAGCCAGAAACAGAUAUGAGGCAUCUGCAGCACAGAGAGCUAAAGUCUCCAAUUGGGAGCUGCAGUUCACUCUUUGAAGCCUUUCCAUGCAGAAUAAUCCCUCCUUUCAUUGUAUUUCAUUGUUCUGUGAUUACUUGUGCUGAUCCAGGUGACUCAAAUUGUCUUAUACUUUUUUUUUUUAGAUACAUCAAAUUACGAAAUGGCUUGCAGGCACUUUUGAUUUCAGACCUGAGUAAUACAGAAGGUAAAAUGGGAGAUGCAACAGAUGAUGAAGAUGAAGAAGAAGAAGAAGAAGAAGAAGAAGAUGAUGAUGAUGAUGAUGACGAUGACGACGAAGAUGAAGAUUCUGGAGCUGAAAUAGAAGAUGAUGAAGAAGAAGGUUUUGAAGAAGAAGAAGAAGGAUUUGAUGAGGAGGAGGAUAAACAUGAUGAUAUUGACACUGAAGAAAAUGAAUUGGAAGAAAUAGAAGAGAGGGGAGAAGGUAGAAAGAAAACCACAGAAAAACAGUCUGCAGCUGCGCUUUGUGUUGGAGUUGGGAGUUUUGCUGAUCCAGAUGACCUGCCUGGGCUGGCACACUUUUUGGAACACAUGGUAUUCAUGGGUAGUUUGAAGUAUCCAGAUGAGAAUGGAUUUGAUGCCUUCCUGAAGAAACACGGGGGGAGUGAUAAUGCUUCAACUGAUUGUGAACGUACAGUUUUUCAGUUUGAUGUUCAGAGAAAAUACUUUAAGGAAGCCCUGGAUAGAUGGGCCCAGUUCUUCAUCCAUCCACUAAUGAUCAGAGAUGCAAUUGAUCGUGAAGUCGAAGCUGUUGAUAGUGAAUACCAACUUGCAAGACCUUCUGAUGCAAACAGAAAAGAAAUGUUAUUUGGAAGCCUUGCUAGACCUGGACAUCCUAUGGGAAAAUUUUUUUGGGGAAAUGCUGAGACUCUUAAACAUGAACCAAAAAAGAAUAAUGUUGACACACAUGCUAGAUUGAGAGAAUUCUGGAUGCAUUACUACUCUGCUCAUUACAUGACUUUAGUGGUUCAGUCUAAAGAAACACUGGAUACUUUGGAAAAGUGGGUGACUGAAAUCUUCUCUCAGAUACCAAACAAUGGGUUACCCAAACCAAACUUUGGCCAUUUAACGGAUCCAUUUGACACACCAGAAUUUAACAAACUUUAUAGAGUUGUUCCAAUCAGAAAAAUUCAUGCUCUGACCAUCACAUGGGCACUUCCCCCUCAGCAGCAAUAUUACAGGGUGAAGCCACUUCAUUAUAUCUCCUGGCUGGUCGGACAUGAAGGCAAAGGCAGCAUUCUUUCUUAUCUUAGAAAAAAGUGCUGGGCUCUUGCACUAUUUGGUGGAAAUGGUGAAACAGGAUUUGAGCAAAAUUCUACUUACUCAGUGUUCAGCAUUUCAAUUACAUUGACUGAUGAAGGUUAUGAACAUUUCUAUGAGGUUGCUCAUACUGUCUUCCAGUAUUUAAAAAUGCUGCAGAAACUAGGCCCAGAAAAAAGAAUUUUUGAAGAGAUUCAGAAAAUUGAGGAUAAUGAAUUUCAUUACCAAGAACAGACAGAUCCAGUUGAGUAUGUGGAAAACAUGUGUGAAAACAUGCAGCUGUACCCACUACAGGACUUUCUCACUGGAGAUCAACUUCUUUUUGAAUACAAGCCAGAAGUCAUUUCUGAAGCCCUUAACCAGCUAGUUCCUCAAAAAGCAAACCUUGUUCUAUUGUCUGGUGCUAAUGAGGGAAAAUGUGACCUUAAGGAGAAAUGGUUUGGGACUCAGUAUAGUAUGGAAGAUGUUGAAAAUUCUUGGGCUGAACUGUGGAAUAGUAACUUUGAAUUAAAUCCAGAUCUUCAUCUCCCAGCUGAAAACAAGUACAUAGCUACGGACUUUAUGUUGAAGGCUUUUGAUUGCCCUGAGACAGAAUACCCUGUUAAAAUUGUAAAUAGUCCACAAGGUUGCCUGUGGUAUAAGAAGGACAACAAAUUCAAAAUCCCCAAAGCAUAUAUACGUUUUCAUCUGAUCUCACCUUUGAUACAAAAGUCUGCAGCAAAUGUAGUGCUCUUUGAUAUCUUUGUCAAUAUCCUUACCCACAACCUUGCGGAGCCAGCUUAUGAAGCAGAUGUGGCACAGCUGGAAUAUAAACUGGUGGCUGGAGAACAUGGUUUAAUUAUUCGAGUAAAAGGAUUCAACCACAAACUACCUCUACUGUUUCAACUCAUUAUUGACUACUUAGCAGAGUUCAGUUCCACGCCAGCUGUCUUCACAAUGAUCACUGAACAGUUGAAGAAGACCUACUUUAACAUCCUCAUCAAGCCUGAGACUCUGGCCAAAGAUGUGCGGCUUUUAAUUCUGGAAUAUGCUCGCUGGUCUAUGAUCGACAAGUACCAGGCUUUGAUGGAUGGCCUUUCUCUUGAAUCUCUGAUGAGUUUUGUCAAAGAGUUCAAGUCUCAGCUCUUCGUUGAGGGUUUGGUACAAGGAAAUGUCACAAGCACUGAAUCUAUGGAUUUCUUGAAAUAUGUUGUGGACAAGCUGAACUUCAUGCCUCUGGAGCAGGAGAUGCCUGUGCAGUUCCAGGUCGUAGAGCUGCCUGGUGGCCACCACCUGUGCAAAGUGAGAGCUCUGAACAAGGGUGAUGCCAACUCUGAAGUCACUGUGUACUACCAGUCAGGUACCAAGAGUCUGAAAGAAUACACUCUUAUGGAGCUGCUUGUGAUGCAUAUGGAAGAGCCUUGUUUUGACUUUCUUCGAACCAAGCAGACUCUUGGGUACCAUGUCUACCCUACCUGUAGGAAUACAUCUGGGAUUCUAGGAUUCUCUGUCACUGUGGGGACUCAGGCAACCAAAUACAACUCUGAAAUUGUUGAUAAGAAGAUAGAAGAAUUUCUCUCCAACUUUGAGGAGAAGAUCGAGAACCUCACUGAGGAUGCAUUUAACACUCAGGUCACAGCUCUGAUCAAGCUAAAGGAGUGUGAGGAUACCCACCUUGGGGAGGAGGUGGAUAGGAACUGGAAUGAAGUGGUGACACAACAGUACCUCUUUGACCGCCUUGCCCAUGAGAUUGAAGCACUGAAGUCGUUCACAAAGUCAGACCUAGUCUGCUGGUUCAAGGCUCAUAGAGGACCAGGAAGUAAAAUGCUCAGCGUUCAUGUUGUUGGAUUUGGGAAGUAUGAGCUGGAAGAGGAUGGUACCGCUUCUGGUGAAGAUUCAAACUCUUGUGAAGUGAUGCAGCUAACCUACCUGCCAACCUCUCCUCUGUUAGCAGAGUCUACUGUCCCCAUCACUGAUAUCAGGGCUUUCACAUCAACACUUAACCUUCUCCCCUACCAUAAAAUAGUCAAAUAAACUGCAGUCUCAUUGGCCUGGAAAA